AUGGUAGGGCCAGUGUCUAAGUAUGACACUUCGAAGGCUUUACAAGAAGCCUCCAAAGGCUGUCAAAAGAUCACUGUAUUCUUUGACAAGCGGCCUCGGUCUGUCGUUGAUGACAGAAGCAGUAGUUUCAAAAGAGAGGGACUGAGAUUGGAAGAAGGGGUUGAAAGAAUCGGCGAAGGACUUGAUGAAGAGGAGAUGAGUAUUGAGAUGGGAACCUGGGGAGAGGUGACAAGCAUUGAUGAUAAAACCUGGGAAGAGAUUGAGGAAGGAGACACCAAGUCACCAGCAGAGAUGUUGGGAGAAGAAAGAGUGCUGAGUAAUGGAGAUGAGGAACUUGCAGCAGUGUUCUUGAACCUAAGGACAGAUAAAAAAGGGCCUGGGCAAGAAACAGUGAAAGCAACAAUAAAGAGGUUGAUAAACAAUGCAAAGAAGUAUCGGGCACAUUCGCAGUUAGUAAACUUGCAUGCGCUGAAACAAUAUGUCAACCUGUGGGAGAAGUAUAAAAUGGUUCCUAGAAUCAAAUCACCAAAGACGAAGGCCAGUCUGUCUGUUGCUACUUCAAUACGGAAGGUGGUUUUGGACAUUGCCAGCAGUGUGAAGACAGGUAGACACCAAGGGCACAUAUCCCUGCUCAACGAUGAGCAUGUUGUUUGUGCAAUAUGCCGGUACCUAAUGAUUUUUGCUAAUGGAGAGAUAACACUGUCACUGCUGACAAAACGAACCAAUGAGAAAAUAAUCCCAGGACUUGUACUCAAAUCAAAGCAGAGCAAAGUCUCGGAGGCAACAGCCCGCCGCUGGCUAUUUAAGCUAGUAUAUGAGUUAAAAGAGGCAAAGAAAGGCCUGUAUUUUGAUGGCCAUGAGAAAAAAGAUGUUAUCGAGUACCGCACCAAGUUCCUAGAUGAGAUAUCAAAGAAUGAGAGAGCGAUUAAUAACUCAGGUCAUGUAGAGAUUCUGUGGAUAAGAAAAUAUUGCUUACACAUGGUGGCAUUUGCAAAGGAUGCUCUAAAUGCAAAAGAGAUGAACAUUAAACCUGGGGGAAAGCAGAGGAAAAUGAAAUCAACUUACAUAACAGACAACAACCUCAAUGUGUCAUUGCACAGCAAGUCCCAGGACAUGGUGUUUCCACAUGACCUCCUAUCCAACCACCCUGACUUUGAAUUCUGUGGCCAAGCAAAAGGGAUGUUGCCAGUCCUGGAAGAGCAAGGCCUUGUUGAAACAAUAAGGAGUCACAAUAAUGGCUGA
Molecule: messenger RNA, 1242 nt
Organism: Serpula lacrymans var. lacrymans S7.9
Lineage: Eukaryota; Fungi; Basidiomycota; Agaricomycetes; Boletales; Serpulaceae
Exons: 6
Coding region: 1-1242 (413 amino acids)
Source: RefSeq, a predicted model, not a curated record